CAAACACGGAAUACAGGUAAAAUUUAACUAAUUUUUUUUCCCGUGAAUAUCUAAUAAUACUAUACAAACGCGACCUAUCGAUAUCGCCCGUGUAAGUAUAUGCAUACAUAAUUAUCGCUCCAUCUUUUUUACGUAGCGGAAAGGUCAUCCUGUAGCGGGAUCAGUGCAAUAUGUAGCUCGAUUGCAUAACGAUUCGUUGCUAUCACCCUUGGAAUAUUAAAUUGAUGAUUGCUGAUUAGCGCGAAAUAUAUUCCUCGUGCGGGAAAAAAUAUAUAGCAACCAAAGUUAAAUUUUAAGUAUUCCUGUAGUUAAUUUAGCAUGGUAACUAAAUUUCAGAUGUGAUGUAUUACCUAAAAAGUUAUAAUGGCUAAUCAUUUUUUCGUCCGGAUUUUUUUAAAAGAGUCACCGGUAAUUAACGAUGGGAUUAAAUAUCUUAAAUUAGAAUUUGUUCCUUUUGCAUCAAACUCUCUUGAUUACUUAAAAAAAAAACCUUCUUCAAGUAUCUUAAAAAAAUGAGCAAAAGCCAGAGUUCGAAUACUACUUGUAAAAGAUUCGACUCUUUACGAUAGAAAAUAUUUAUAAAUAUUAUCUCGAACCUUGCAGACACUUAAUCUAAAAUUCAAAUAUAUAAUUGCUCUAGAUUUGAUUACUUCGCAAGGACAGUAUAUAUGAAAUAUUAUUUCUUAUGAAUAAUACUCGCAUUCUAGAAAAUGAAACUUGAUUAUUAGACUCUCAGAUUCAAAUUUUUAAAUACAUAUUAAACUCGAUUCCAUCUCUAAUUGCAAUAUAUGCAUAAAAGAAAAAAUAUCCUUCCUUUCAGUCCACUCGUACCACCUUUUUACAUAUACAAAUUGUUGAAUUUGUAUCCAACGACUACAUAAAUAUUUAUCGCUUUUCGAUAAGGCGACUGGUAUAUUUUUUUUCUUUAAAAAUAGACAUUUGUUCAUUUGACAAUAGAGACGCGCAUGCGACGCGACGUUUUGCGCAUAUAAAGGCAUACUUUGCGGAAUGCAAUUGCGCGCGAAAGCGCGGCGAAUCGAAACUCCGCGAAUUCGCGUCGCGAGGCGGCGGCGGCCGCUUUUUGCUCGCUAAAACGCGAAACCGGCCGAUCAUCAUCGAAGGCGACUCCGCGGUUCGAACGCGAACGCGCGUUAUCCAGUGCGCGACGUGACGUCGGGGCUGGUCGUUGCGCGCGAUGCGCAACGAGAGCGCGAGAAGAGAAGAAGAGAUGGAUGGACUUCGAUGUGCUAUCCUCAAAGUGGAAAAUUGGAACGCGUAAUUACAUAAUAUAUACCGGAGGAGAUCGCUUCGUCGCGCUCGAACGAAACGCGUGAAUUUCAUCGUUCGCGACGCCGUUGCUUGCCAAGGCACGUGAGAGUCUACCAAAGUACACACAUAUAGAAUAAACGAGAAUCUCGUAGGGAAUUUUACUUCUUAUAUAAGCGAAAUUUGCUAGGAAUAAGGGAUGAACAUUUAUUGUUGGACGAUAAACGAGAGUGAAAAUGGAAGAAGUGCAGGGAGGAAAUAAAAUUGUGCGCGAUGUCAAAGUUUGACAAGUGACGAGGAAAGAUACGGAAGGUGUCGUCUAAAAGAAUAGUCCAUCAUGCAUCACCUGAAGAGAAGUGACGGCGGAUUUUAAUCACCAUUGUCACCUCGUCUAAGAAGAAAAUCAGGAAAUCAAAAGUCUUUAAGUAGAAUAGCAAACAUGGAUAUAAAUAAGGACACGCGGUUUCGAGACACGUUUUGCUACACCGUUGUUCGUCGCGAUUCGACUUAAUGGCGUUUCUCGCAAUGGGAUCCAGCUAAGAAGGAGAUAACCAGAAGAAAGAACAGAGAGAAAGAGAAGAAGCGAAGAAGAGACCCUCGAGAAGAGUCGAGUCGAAGGAGAGGAUUCUCUUACCUUUCUAUUUACACGCGUCGACGAUGAACGAGGUGAGGCACGUUUUGACAGCCCUGAGGUCUCCCUCCAAGAAUUUGACCUUGAGCAAUGGCACUCCUGGCGUCGCGACGACGACGUGGUACGACGUCCCGGCGCCGAUUAUCGUGCACUGUCGCGAGUUCCACGAAGAAGCCAGUCACGACGUCGUCGAGAACGGAGAAGAGCCGGAAGUCGGAUCCGUAGUCAAGGACACGGAGUCCUUGGAAAAGGACACUCGAGCGAAAGUGACCGGGAGACCCUUAUCGAUGAACGAGGCGUUGUACCAGAACAAGGAGGCGAUCCUGAACGACAAGAAUCGGAACCGGAAGAGACACAGUACCACUUUGGAGCUGAACGCCACCGCGAAGGUGGAGACAGAUGCCGAUGGAGUGCCCACGAUCAGCUUCAGCUUCCUGCGGACCGACGAGAAGGACUUUCACGAGGAUGGGGACGAAAUCGUGAUCCUGGAGGUCGACACGAGCGAUCAGACGAAAGAUUCAGCGAGUGAGAAUCAGCUGUACGACCUACCCAAGAGCGCCCCGAGUCGAGUCUCCUUGGAACGAUCGGACGAUAAGGAAACGAGCGUCGAGUUCUCGUCGUCGGUGACUCGCCAGGUUCUCUACGACAUGCCCGCGGCCAAGGACGCGUCCUUGAACGGAGAGAGGGAGACGAUGACGCCAUCGAACGUUUCUCUCAACGAGAGGAGCAAACAGCAACGGGACCAGACCAAACGUUCCACCAGGUCGCUCAAGUCCGGUCGCAGAAGCUACGGCGCGUCCGAUAGCGACGGCUACGACGCCGGAAUAGCGUCCAUGUCGGGAUCCUAUUCGGAUCCCGAAUGUCCGAAUGAGGAGGGCUCGGUGAGCGGUGGUUCCGCUCGCAGCAGGCGGAUGAAGCUGCAGAAGCGAAGACUGGGCAAAGCCUGGGGCAGGAUGCGCAGCUGGCUGCGAGAGGAGAAAAUCAGGAUCGGCGAGGUUGUCAACAGGCACGCGCGGUUGCAGGCUGUCGGUGCUCUGAAUCCCGAGGUGCGAGAUGACACUACGCGGACAUCCAAGAGCAAACAACGCGGUUUCUACGAUCUGACACGGGCGCGCACCCAGGAGUCCGGGUCGAUCACCAGGGUGGAAGAAUUCGGAUUGUCGUCGGUGUCGGAGGAGGCGAACGUCUCCGACGAGGAGAGACCGACGUCGUUCGACCGCGGGAAUUUGAAGAGGAAGACGGCGAGCUCGGACGACAUCUUGGAGAACAGCAGGACGAGGUUGCAGCUUCCGGUGUCCUUCAGCGUGGACAAGCUCUGCUCGAACGAUCUGGAGAACGACCCGGGGACGAGAACGUCGUCGUCGACCACGCCGACGACGCCGACGACGACGAUGACGACGACGGCGCCGACGGAGAUCAGCUGCGAGACGUCGAGGGACGCUGGGAAAGGUGGCCUGAUUAAGAGGAGAAUGCUCGGGUCAAUCAGAGGGUUAAUGGCCUCCACUCAUCUGCUGCAAACCUACGAGAUCGAGGAGGUACCUAUUCUUUGCGCUCUCGGAGCCUCCUUAUAGUGUGUUUGCUGUUAUCUAAAUGAAAUUAUAUGGGUGAUUAUCU
This is a messenger RNA of Nylanderia fulva, 3511 nucleotides long. NCBI's taxonomy places the organism in Eukaryota, Metazoa, Arthropoda, Insecta, Hymenoptera, Formicidae. The record is from RefSeq and is a predicted model, not a curated record.